GGUGGGGUCAGGUUCCCACGCGGAAGAGACGAGCCUACAGAUUCACCAAUAAAUCAAAAGAAGGCGCGAGCGUUGGCGGAAUUACCAUAUUUAUCGCAUAUGUAUCUGUUUUUAUAUGUUUCUGUACAGUUACACGUCGGCAUUAAAGUAUCUGAUAUGUUACAUUUAAUUUAAGAGGCAGAAACAGAAGAAUAACAGCUCGCGCUGUGUUUACAACAAUGAAAGUGUAAAACCGCAGGCGCACGUGCUCUGCAAGGACCGAAGAAUCCAAUAUUAUCGUCGAUAUUCUCAGUUUUUUGCCAUCUGCAGUGUUUCUUUUACCUCUUCGGUGACGACAUUAGCCGCUGACAGAUGGAGAAGGAGCCUUUGCCAACAGAUGAUGACAAGACAGAAACCACAGAGUCCGAGCUCAAUGGCUACGCUGGUGAGGAGAGCCAGCAGGGCUCGACUGAGCCCGCCGCUCGAGCAGGAUGGAACAGUAAAGUAGAGUAUUUUUUGGCUCAGGUUGGAUUCAGCGUUGGGCUCGGAAACGUCUGGAGGUUUCCAUAUUUGUGUCAUCAAAAUGGAGGAGGAGCCUUUCUCUUACUGUAUGUGCUGCUGAUGCUGGUUGUGGGCAUUCCCUUGUUCUUCCUGGAGCUGGCAGCCGGUCAGGCCAUCAGACAGGGCAGCAUCGGAGUGUGGAGGUACAUCUCACCCAGGCUUGCAGGAAUCGGCUACUCCAGCUGUGUGGUGUGUUUCUUCGUGGCUCUCUACUACAAUGUGAUCCUUGCCUGGAGUCUUUUCUAUCUCGGGAACUCAUUCCAGUACCCUUUACCUUGGGAACAGUGUCCAAAACAGGGGAAUCUAACAGUAAAAGAAUGUGAAAAGAGCUCCCCCACAUCGUAUUUCUGGUACCGCAAAGCUUUGGAUGUCACAGACUCGAUUGAUGAGACAGGCUCUUUCAACACUUACAUCGUCUGCUGUCUGCUGGCGGCCUGGACCAUUGUGUGCCUGGGAAUGUUCAAGGGUAUCAAGAGCUCUGUCAAGGUGAUGUAUUUCUCCUCCAUCUUCCCUUAUGUGGUGCUGUUCUGCUUCCUCAUCCGAGGACUCAUGCUGGAUGGGGCCUUAGAGGGAAUCUCCUACAUGUUCUACCCCAAGCUGGAAAUUUGGGCAGACAUACAGGUGUGGCGGCAGGCAGCAACGCAGGUCUUCUUUGCCUUGGGCCUUGGCUUCGGAUCAAUUAUCGCCUACUCCUCCUACAAUCCCAAAAACAACAACUGCCACCGUGAUGCCUUCACUGUCUCCGCUAUAAACUUCCUCACGUCUGUGCUAGCCACUCUAGUGGUGUUUGCUGUGCUUGGCUUCCGUGCCAAAGGAAAAGUCGUGGAAUGUGUAGUCAGUAAUAUGGAGAAGUUAUCAGAUCAUCUUCACAGUGGUGAUGUGGACACAAUCCUGAUUCCACACUUCAAUUUUUCUGAUCCCGGUUCUGUGUCUGUCGAGGACUACACUGUCUGGUUUAAACAGCAUGGACAUGAUGUCCCUGGCAAUUUAACAGAGUGUGACCUGGAAAAAGAGAUGCAGAAGGGUGUGGAGGGCACAGGUCUUGCUUUUAUUGCCUUCACAGAGGCCAUGUCACUCCUGCCUGGCAGCCCGUUUUGGUCAGCGCUUUUCUUCCUCAUGCUACUCAACUUAGGACUCAGCACCAUGUUUGGCACUAUGGAGGGCAUCCUCGCCCCACUCACUGACCGCUUCAAAACUCUGGCCAAAAACAAGACCAAACUCACAAUUUUCAGCUGCAUCAUUGGCUUUCUGAUUGGCCUGCUCUUCACCCAACGUUGUGGGAACUACUUUGUGAUGAUGUUCGAUGAUUACUCUGCCACUCUGCCCCUCAUCAUUGUGGUGGUUUUUGAGACCUUCAGUGUGUCUUGGUUAUAUGGAGCUGAUAGGUUCCUUGAUGACAUUGAAGGGAUGCUGGGCUGGCGUCCCCAUGUGAUUUACAAGUACUUGUGGAAAUACAUCUGCCUUCUUGCUAUGCUGGGGCUGCUGGCAGCCACCACCAUCCGUAUGUUCAUCACACGCCCCACUUACAUGGCAUGGAACCAAGACAAGGCUUCUGAGGAGUACCUGAAGUACCCUGGCUGGGCUCUGGCUGUCAUGGCUCUAUUGAUCAUAUUUGCCAUGAUGCCCGUCCCAGUGGCAUUGAUCCAUGCUGUUCUCCAGGACAGAACAAAGCUAACAUCCAGAGAUACAGAGAUUGGUCGGUACAGCAUUGUUAACACAGAUGACAAGUGUGAAACCCCAAUGACUGACAUGUCAGACCUGGACCAAAGGAGCACGACCGCUGCUUCCUUUUCGUAAACACUGGACAUGAUGUUAUACAAUGUGGAAUUGGCUGUACGCAGUCAAAAUCUUCAGUUCAGUUAUCUCCGCUAGCUUUUAGUGCAGCUGUAGCACAGAGAGCAACUGUGUGACUAUAUUAUAUUCCUUAUUUGAGUAUGGAAAAACCUUUUCCACUUGAAUUUCAAACAUAUCCAGAGGAUAAUACCCUCUUUUUAAAAUAUGACAAAUGGAACUUUUGUUGUGUAAUAUGGAAAAUUUGGAACAAAUUACUGCUGCGUGGUAACUACGAGGUAGAAUUUCCGACAACUGUUGAUUGUUACAGUUAGUUGUUGUCCAGAUGUGCAAAAACAAUGUUUCUGAGUUGUCAGGAGAAGCCAUAGACAUCACAGCAUGUCCUUGCCUUCUUAAUUAUGCAGUAUAGCAUUUUUUGUAAAAUAUUCAGCGCUUCAUUCGUCCUUUUUUCUUUUCACUUUUAUUAAAGCACUCGUGUCAGAUGCACCUAGUCAUUUCAAGAAUCCAGUCAUGCCACUGUGACAGUGAAUGUCCCCAAAAUGCUGUCACCAGCAACCAUUCACUCCUCAUUUUGUUGAGGACAGAAUUACAGCUAAUUACGGUUUAAAGUCUCUUCUGCAUGUCUUUAAAGCUUUGUGUUGUUUUUUUUUUUACCCAGCUUAAUUUUCACAGCACAGUAAAUGAAACAAUUGUUGAAAUAUUGUUUCAGGCUGGGCUUUAUAUUGAGAGUUAUGAUUUGGGUUGAGUUACAAUGUAAAAAAACUGAGCCUGAAUUAAAACAGGAUAAUCAUGGUGUUGUGAGACUGUUACAUCAGGAAAGAGUUAAUUCAGGGUGUUGAUACUAAGCACAGCUAUUGGGUGGAGUGUUAAUGCUAAAUACUACACAGAAGUUAUUUAACUAUGUUUACAAGUGAAAAACCACGAGUGACUUCAGUAUCAACUGUACGUGUACUGUCUGUUUGCAGGUGUAUUGUGCAGCAACACCGUUCAUACUACAUGUAUGUUAAAAUGCAUAUUAUGUCACAUAUGUCUGUUCAAACCAACCUGAGAUCCAACAGCUGAUAUACAGUAUCUGAGGAUAAAUUAUCAGACUCUUAAUGUUUCCGUCAUCCUGUUAUGUGCAUUUCUGUGAUGUCACAUUAGCAACAAAGCCAGUGUAUUUGGGGAGGGAGAGAGGGAGGGGGGAUCAGAGCUACAGUGUUGUGGAUCACAUGGGAACAAGGAUUGUCGUUCUGCCUGCGGUCUGAUUCUUGUGGAACCGGUGUGUCAAAUGACAACAUAGGCAAAAUCCUAUUUGUAAUGUAAAUAUGUGUAUAGCACAAGUAAAAACUCAUUAAGAGCAUGUGUAAUUGAAAAUGUGUUCGUUUUAGAAUUAUUGAAAAUUUGCAUGACACAUUGUUUUGGGUAUAGGAGGAAACUAGUUCAUGUUUGACAAAUGACUCCUUUACUUUGGAUUUUAUGUGGAUGUAAUUAAGGUGUAAAAUUAUUUUCUUAGAUUUAGUUGUUUGGUCAUAAUUGUCUUGUUUGUGGUAGCCAUUUUCCUAAGAUGUAUUUUUUUUUUUACAUUUUCACUGGAUCACUAUCAAAAUGAAUCAACCUUAAAUGCUGUUGAAUGUUUGUACCUAAACUAAGUGCCUGCAUAUUUAAUGGGGCUGAUUGAACAAAAUCAAAAAUGUAUUGUUUUAAAAAGACAUUUCUUUUUAUAGAUUCCCUUUUUAAUAGUGUAUGUAGUCUGUAUAAAAUGAUUUUUUGAGAAAAUGUAAUAUAUGCCAUUGCAAUGUAAUAUAUUUUGCUAUUUUAUUAAAAAUUUUCUUUCUGCACUACUGUAUAUUGAAAUAUUCUCUACUUAAAAUUUCUGCUGCAUUUUAGUUUUAGUUGUUCGAUGGUUUUCUAUAUUACAAUUUUGAGUGUUGAUUUUAAGGAUAUUUGUCUAUUUCCUUUAAAUAGGGCUCUUAAUCAGAGUAUAAGUAAAAUUCAAACCUGUAAAUAUAAGUGAAUCUUUUUCCUCAAUUUUGAUAUGAAUUUGUUAAAUGCCUUAUGUUCUGUCAUGGUAUGUAGAGUCUGGCUGUCUGGUGAUUGUACUUAAAGUUCGAUGUUUUGAGUCCAUUAAAGUGAAAGAGAAAGCAGGUAUUUAAAAGAAUCAUUCUGUUUCAGAUGUAAGCGAAAACUGGGAGGAUAAAAGGCAAGAAUUUUAUCCACAUGUUCAAAACCAGAUGGAUGUGGUUGAGUUCACGCCUUUCAUUGCUGUCAAGAAGCAACAGAUAUCACGAGUCAGAUAGUGAUUGAUUGUUAUUCAGCUCAAGCAGUGAUGUUUGAUGUCUCUGCUUUGGAAUGCACAGUACACAGUUCUCUAGUUAGUGUUUCUUAUAGGAUGUCUCCACCCAAGUAUUUGGAGGUUAUAUAACUUAAUUAAAAGCCCCUGGAGAUGGCAGUCCUCUACGGAGUAAAGAGCGUUUCUGCAGAAAUUGUCUCACCAAAAAGCAAUUGCUGUGUACCGCUGCCCAUCUGCAUCAUGAUCUGCCUGGGAAAAGCUGAAGCACGUCAAGACUUCUGCCAGUGUAAACAUCUGAACAGCUGCAUACGAGGACAGCAUGUAGAGACAAUACGAAACCGAAUCUGUAGGAUUGGGAAAUGUUUUGAACUCUUCCCAGCUUUGACUGACUGUAGGUAGAUUUCUGUAAAAGUCUGACAGUUCAUAUUAGCAGAAUAAGUGCAGGUGGCCUGAAACUUGAUGUUCAAGGCUAUCAGGACGGGUGUUGAGCCAGCUGACCUAUUGUAGCUUUCAAAACACUGUUUUGACUGUUGGACACAGUGAACAGUUGGCACAUGUCUUUGUUUUUCUUUCAUAUCUAACAGUCCUUGAGAAGUUUGAGUGUCCUUGCCAGGCUGUGCUGUGCAGACUAUAGGAAGGGAACACACACCGCCCUUACUAAAAAGGGUUUCACGCUAGCCAACAAAUAUCAGACUGUUAUGUUGACCUUAACCUUAGAUCUCCAUCUUCAGAUCUCCAGAUUGUUUGUUAACACUGAAGAGUAAAGUGAAAUAUAAUUGUCUAUGCAUCUAAAGAAAAAGCCUACUUCAUUAUAAACACUAUAAUUCAGAAGUUUUAGGAAACUGGGCGUCUGUCCGAGCCAUCAUUAGUAGUUGAGUGAAUAAAUUAAUUUCACUAAAGAUAACACUGGAUAUUUUGUCCAGACUGUAAACUGUAUGGUUAUUUUUCAUAUGUAUAUAAAGAACUAAUGGUGUAGGUUUUAUGUUUGCAUAAUAGUUUGAACAUUCAUUUGGAUGUCAAAUAAAUGUAAAUUCUGAACACUUUCUGUUGGAGGACCUUGGGGCAGUACAUUUAUGUGCCAGUAGGGAGCUCUGUUGCACUCAAAGUGUUUCUCUCCUGAACCGUCAAGUAACAGUAGCUUGUGUGUCCUCUGCAAAAACAUUUCUGCCCCUGUUUGGUUUGUCAUUUUUAUAUUAGAUGGCUUUUUUUAAAAUAAAAACAUUAUUACUAGCUAUGAGCGAACAAUCACUGUCCUCUCUCCAAGGUUCCUUUUUGUCUUACUACAAAUUCAAGGUGCCUGGGGAGUUCAGUUGUCUUGGAAGCGGUCUCACUUCAGUCAGGCAGAGAAGGCAGAGAAGACAGGACCAACACCCGGCAGAGAGAAACACGUCCUCGCUUCGACCUCAGUAUAUUUUCAGUUGUAGGUGUACCAGUGGCUGACCCACAUGGCGGGCCUCGCAGCUCUCUGCCUGCUGUUGGUGUUUCCCCUGAGCAGCACCCAGAGCACCCUCCAGUCUGAGCAGGAGAUCAAUGCCCAUCAGGCCCUCGCAGCACCUCCUCCUCCUCCUCCACCACACAUACGUGACCUGCUCAGAAAAGAGGAAACCACUCAUUUAAAUGCAAAGCGAACAUAUGCCCAUGUAGACAAAGAUAAUGCCAAAGUGGGUCUGUUCAUUGCUGCAGCCAUGGGAACCUUCGCUCUUAUGGCUGCAGUGUACUGUAUUUACAACAAGUUCUACACCAAACAACAGUACCUGCACACCCAGCUUAAUGAUGACUCAGAUUUAGCUGACCCCAUGGACCCUCCCCCAGUGUUUUUCCACGCCUCCGCUGGCUCCAGUGCAGUAGAUGUGCGGAGAGCUGGUUAUGGCUCACUCUCGGACACUCCAUCCAUCAUCUCCGUGCCACCUAGCCUUUCUCCUCCUCCCUCUGCCAUGCCCUUCCCUCCCCUCUUCCUCUCCUCUCACUCUCUGAGAACUAUAUCGGCGAAGGAUCUGGAGAAGAGCUGUAUGUGAUAUUGAAUGCUUAAGUUGGCAGCGUGAGACUUUUGAAUAACAGUCAAGAACAAGAAGUAGUUAUUUAAAUAUAUGCAUGUUGUUCUCCAUUAUCUACACACAUCGCACAAAGUCUUAUUUUUUGCAGGCAAAUUCAGCUGAAAAUGUUUUCUUAUAAAAAAAGCAUCAAUUUCAAACCUGAAGAAUGGGUUUGCACCUAAGUUUUCUGAACAGCAUCAUUUGGUGACAGAAUAUACAGGAGAGUGAUUUGAUUUAACUGCUGUGAUAUGUUAGCAGAAGUAUCUCAUCCACCUGCUGCAAUUGCCAAACCUGUCACUUACAACUAUUAACCAUGAACCGCCCGACAUAUUUCCCUUUCCCUACCCAUAACCACCACCAAAUCUGACCUAAAUAUUUGCCUGUGCAUCACAACCAUGUAUGUACUGUAGUCAUUUGUACCGUAUGUGUGUACAGCUAUAAUAAACUAGAUCUUUCCUGCACCUUAUCUAAUACCAGUAAUCCUGUCAGUAGUCAUCCAGUAUCCUACCAGAAGAAAUAAACUGCCCAGAGAUGAAAGAAA
Molecule: messenger RNA, 7177 nt
Organism: Dicentrarchus labrax (European seabass)
Lineage: Eukaryota; Metazoa; Chordata; Actinopteri; Moronidae
Product: sodium-dependent neutral amino acid transporter B(0)AT2
Exons: 16
Coding region: 352-2337 (661 amino acids)
Biological process (GO): sodium ion transmembrane transport
Cellular component (GO): membrane
Source: RefSeq, a predicted model, not a curated record